AUGACCGACCGCAAGACGCUAGUGCACUCCCACGUGCACUGGCGGAACGUAAAGAGGCAGGUUUGGCAGCGCGAGCUCGUCGCCCGCGUCCUCGAGCUGCUCCGGCGCAACGACCACGACUCGCUCGCCCUCAUCGCCCGCACCGUCGGCGUCCCGCCCCAGCUGCGCAAGAGCGUGUGGCCCGUGCUGCUCAAGUACCACCCCAUGGUGAUCUCCCCCAACGUCGUCUCCAACACGCUUGUGUGGGGCGGCCAGCCGCGCCGCUGGCACCACCACCCGGAAACGCGCGCGCGCGACGAGAUCGAGGGCCACAUCCUGCACGACCUCGGCAAGUACUUCCACCGCCGCACGCCGGCCGCGCACCCGGCCCCGCAGUCGCGCCCCAGCUCGCGUGCCGGGUCGCACGCCGGGUCGCACGCCGGGUCGCACGCCGGCUCCCACUCCGGCUCCCACUCCGGCUCCCACUCCGGCGCAGACUCCCCGGUCAUGAUGCCCGACGAGCUGCGCGCCAUCGAGCUCCUGAAAAACUGCAUCCUCAACUUCCUCGACAAGUGGGCCAGCCUGCUCAAAUACGAGAGCGGGCUCGCGUGGAUCGCGCUGGCGCUCGCAGAGUGGGUCCCGCUCGAGCCCGGCUCCAACCACGUGCUCCCUGGCAAGCGCCACGGCCCGCUCGUGGACCUCUACCGCGAGUACCCGCUGCCCCGCGACGUGGUGGACGAGUUGGACGCCGCAUCGGCCGCCACCCCGCCGUCCGUUUGCUCCUUCGACGCGCUGUUCGAGCGUUUGGUCCUCGUCAUCUUCCACUCCCCAGAUAUCUCCAUGGCCGAAAACCUCACACAACGCGAGUCCUCCGACCACUCGCUCCACCAGUACUACCCGGUCAUCUCUGGCGGCGACCUCUCGUUCCAGUGCCAGGUUUUCUUCAAAGUCUUUUCGGUCAUUCUGCCCGAACUCUACCAGCCCGUCAGCGACGAAGAAAUCCUGCGUCCUUCCAAAAGCACCAACUGGAUGUACUGGUGGCUCAAAUGCGCGGGCGCCCGCGUCUUCCACAAGCAAGACCGCGCCCGGCUUUGGGACACAUUGCUGGGCUGGCGCCCGCACCCGCAAACCAUUAAUUUUUACCUCAAUUACAACAACAGGCUGUUCGAUCACCUCUACUCCACCCGCACGUCCAGUUGCAUCGACCCUGCAUUUCUGAAAAAAAUCUGUAAAUACGAACACGACGCGUUUUGGUUCCCGGACCUGGAUUCUCUGCAUCUCGGGAGCCCGGGUCUCAAGUGUGACUUCCAAAUAUUCUCUGCACUUUUGGCAAACAACAGGUCCAACACUGCUGAUCUGUUGAAUCUGCCGAAAACGCGCCAAUCCACGUCUGGGAAAGGUGUGGGCAUCCCGUUUUCCUUGAUCGACCCUCAUAUUCAACUCGUAUUCAUCUACAUUGCAAUUUUGCAACAACACGAAUUCAAACUCUUGGAAUUUGAAGAAGCCGAAGUUUCAGAAUUCCUCAACAAUGUCCCCAUACUUUCACGCGCAGACGAUUACAAUUAUAAAAGACUUUAUGAUAUUGAUUCAGAUACGCCCUCCGUAAGUUCCAGCGAAACUGACGUUGACGAAUCUUUGAAAAGACCCUCUUCUCACAUGCGAAUAGAGGUUGGUGAUGACGACAAGACUUCCAAUUCUUUUGACGAUUUAUACAACCUCGCAGGUGAUAUUUGGAGGAAAUGGAUCUGGAGAGAACUUGAAGAUAAUGCCAAUAAUUGA
This is a messenger RNA of Lachancea fermentati, 1758 nucleotides long. The record is from the annotation of a GenBank genome assembly. Lineage: Eukaryota; Fungi; Ascomycota; Saccharomycetes; Saccharomycetales; Saccharomycetaceae.